AGUGUUCAGCAAGCUGUUAGCCUCUGGCACCUCCCCCCGCUCGCACUGUCGGUCAUGCAUAAAGUGAUAAGGCAAAUGUCGCAGCUGAGGCUGCAAGCGUUGCCGAGCUCAACGCUGCUCAAGACGACUGCCUCAUCCACAGCAUCACCUGCCGCCCCUCACCAAAGCCUGCACACGGCUGGCGGAGCACUGUGCGCAAGUUGGAACAAACACAAUCAUGGGCCGCGUAAAUGGCUGGUGUACAACAAGACAGUGCAUCCGCCCCAGCAGCCGGACGAGGAGCCACGCAAGGCGUACGUGUGUCAUAUGCGCACCAAUAUCAAAUACAGCCCGGACAAGAUGUGGUAUAUAGCGGCAUUUGUGCGGGGCAUGUCCGUGGACGAGGCCCUCAAGCAGCUGAACUUUGUGCUCAAGAAAGGUGCCACCGAUGUGAAGGAGACCAUACUGGAGGCACAGGAGAUGGCCGUACAGCGGCACAAUGUGGAAUACAAAAGCAAUCUGUGGAUAGCCGAAUCAUUUGUGGGCAAGGGCCGUGUCUUCAAGGGGAUGCGACGACAUGCGCGCGGUCGCUUCGGCCAGGUGGAGUACAAGCAUUGUCACUACUUUGUGCGGCUGGAGGAGGGACAGCCGCCCAAGCACUACUACCAGGAGCCACAGACACCCGAGCAGCAGUAUGAGCAUUGGCUGAAACAGAUGCGCAGCCGGAAGGUUAUCAAUUCCCUGUAAUGUACAUUGCGUCCCACACACCGCCACUUCCUACUUCUUUCCCCCCACGCAUCGAGCAUUUUUUUUGUGUUUUGAACAUUUUGUUUAAUAAAUAAUUAAACGAAA
Molecule: messenger RNA, 831 nt
Organism: Drosophila obscura
Lineage: Eukaryota; Metazoa; Arthropoda; Insecta; Diptera; Drosophilidae
Gene: mRpL22
Product: 39S ribosomal protein L22, mitochondrial
Exons: 4
Coding region: 55-726 (223 amino acids)
Biological process (GO): ribosome assembly; translation
Cellular component (GO): mitochondrial large ribosomal subunit; ribosome
Molecular function (GO): structural constituent of ribosome
Source: RefSeq, a predicted model, not a curated record